AUGAACACCUCUUUCACUUCAGUGACUGAGUUUGUGCUGCAAUGUGUGAUCGAUUCUGGACAACGGACUUAUACGAUUGCUGCUCUUGUUUUAAUCUUUUUAAUAUCCUUUACUGGAAACUUGCUGGUUAUUCUGGUCAUUGUGAUAAACCACCAGCAUCAGACACCAAUGUUCAUUUUUAUUGCGGCACUUGCAGUGGUUGAUAUGAUUAAUAGCACAAAUAUUAUUCCACGCAUGCUGGCCGCUAUGAUCUACGGAUCACUCUCUGUCUCGUAUGGACCUUGUGCAUUACAAAUUCACGUUGAAGCCCACAUCCUUGCUGUUGAAACUCUUCUUUUAUGCCUCAUGGCACUUGACCGCUAUGUUGCUGUUGUUUAUCCCUUGAGGUAUCCAUCACUUGUCACAAAUAAAACUGCUUUGGCGUGCCUCUUGCAAGCUAAUGUAAUUGCAGUUAUCAUCAUCACCCCACUGACAAUAUUACUUACCGAACUGAUUUUUUGCAUAAGCAACAGCCUUCCUUCUUGUUUCUGUGAUUACCCUACAAUGGUUCAAAUUGCAUGCAAUGACGAUCCCAAGUUCCUAACUUACCUGUCAACAAUAACCGUCAUCUUUGCUUUUGGUCCUUUGCUGCUGAUUCUCUUUUCCUACAUUAGAAUUACUCAAGCAGCAUUACAAAUUUCAUCAGUUGAAGGAAAAAAGAAAGUUUUCAGCACCUGCUUGACUCACUUGUUAGUGGUUGGGACAACUUAUAUUCCACUCUUUCUGUCCUACAUGUUGCCAGGACUGGGGAUUCCACUGUCUAUCGAAGCCUAUAACACGCUGAUCAUAGUGGGCAAUACUGUUCCUCCCAUGCUCAAUCCUAUCAUUUACAGUUUCCGGAACAAGGAGAUUAAAGGCAGCAUUCUAAAACUCUUGACUGGGAAGAAACAAAGACAAGAAAUUAAAAAUUACUAA
Polypterus senegalus (gray bichir) is the source of this 954-nucleotide messenger RNA. RefSeq names its product olfactory receptor 13G1-like. NCBI's taxonomy places the organism in Eukaryota, Metazoa, Chordata, Cladistia, Polypteriformes, Polypteridae. Bases 1 to 954 code for a protein of 317 amino acids. Gene Ontology annotation, cellular component: membrane. Gene Ontology annotation, biological process: G protein-coupled receptor signaling pathway. The transcript has a single exon. The record is from RefSeq and is a predicted model, not a curated record. Gene Ontology annotation, molecular function: G protein-coupled receptor activity; olfactory receptor activity.